AUGGCAGAACAAAAAUCACAAGAAACACAUUCAAUCACAUUGAAAACAUGUGAUGAUGUUCUAUUCGAAGUCGAAACUAACGUCGCAAAAGAGAUGAAAACUAUACAAUCAUUCAUGGAAGAAUCCCAAGACAUUGCAACAAUUCCUCUAGCCAAUGUAAUGAGUCAACAUCUUGCUAUGAUCAUUGAGUACUGCAAGAAACACGUCUCACAAGAAGAGACAGAAGAUGCAAAGGAAAAGUUUGACGAUGAAUUCGCAAAAGAAUUGAGCGGCGAAGACAUGAAAGAUCUCUUUCUUGCUGCAAAUUAUCUGAACAUAAAAAGCCUUAUUGAUUUGUUAGCUAGAAGCCUUGCGGAUUAUAUUAAGAACAAGAGUGUGGAAUUUGUGCGUGAAUUUUUCAAUGUUGAAAAUGAUUUUGAGCCUGAGGAAGAAGCUAGGCUCCGCGAGGAGAAUGCAUGGGCUUUUGAAAAUAUUGAUGAAAAUUAA
Messenger RNA from Vicia villosa (hairy vetch), 486 nucleotides. Its product is annotated as SKP1-like protein 14. Gene Ontology annotation, biological process: SCF-dependent proteasomal ubiquitin-dependent protein catabolic process. The record is from RefSeq and is a predicted model, not a curated record. The coding region runs from base 1 to 486 and encodes 161 amino acids. Gene Ontology annotation, molecular function: cullin family protein binding. The transcript has a single exon. Gene Ontology annotation, cellular component: cytoplasm; nucleus. Lineage: Eukaryota; Viridiplantae; Streptophyta; Magnoliopsida; Fabales; Fabaceae.